Molecule: messenger RNA, 675 nt
Organism: Kwoniella shivajii
Lineage: Eukaryota; Fungi; Basidiomycota; Tremellomycetes; Tremellales; Cryptococcaceae
Exons: 2
Coding region: 1-675 (224 amino acids)
Source: RefSeq, a predicted model, not a curated record
AUGUCAAAUAUCAUCCUACCUACUCGUCUUAUAAACCUUCCAUCCUCGUAUUUCCUGACCUUUCCCACAAACUCAACUAACCCCACUCUGCGAAUCAAGAUCUUAACAAGUGUACUUGUACAGACACCGCCAUUCUCGCCUUUGGUCAUCGGAAGGAGACUCGAAGAAUGUACCGAGGUUAUAGUUCCUAUCGGUGGGAAAGUGGUGAUCGACCUCAAGGUCAACAACAGGAAUCUGGAAGAUGCUAAUUAUACUGAUGACAUCAAAGCAUCUAUUGGAGAAAGAAUGAUAAGCACUUUCAGAACCAACCAUAAGUCAUUAGGCCUUUCAUCUCUAGAACCGGUCAUCAUUUACCCAGGAACGCGCCACGAUGAUACCAUUACAUUUGCUCUCAACCCUUCAAUAUCGUCUCCGUCACAUAACAUCACCGCCACAAACCUGGUUCCAGCAGGAAGCCCUGUGGCUUUUCUCACACAUCUCGAUAUCUCUUUCGAUUGGAUAGAAGGAAAAUCUGAGCAUUCGCGAAUAGGAACCUCAGAAGAGGAUGAACAAGACGAGCCUCCCAUCAACGAUGACGAUAGUAGCAUAGACGAUGAUGAAAACCAAGACGGUAGGAGAGAGAGAGGACCAUUACUGCGAAGUAGGACGGAAGAGCUCGAAUAUGGCGAGUUCUAA